AUGGAUAAAAGCAAUGAAACAUCAACAACAGAUUUCAUUCUCCUGGGACUCUUCCCUGAGUUCAAAUAUUCUGGCUUCCUUGUUUCCAUUAUCAUUUCUUUCUACAUCAUCGCUUUCACUGGAAACUCUAUCUUGAUUCUCCUGAUAUGGGUAGAUUCCCGGCUCCAUACACCUAUGUACUUCCUACUCAGCCAACUCUCCAUCAUUGAUGUGGCCUACAUAUCCAGCUCUGUGCCCAAGAUGGCUCUUAAUUAUUACUUAGGUAAAAGAAAUAUUUCUCGAGUUGGCUGUGGAACUCAGAUGUUUUUUUGUUUGACUUUGGGGGGUUCUGAAUGUCUUCUUCUGACCUUUAUGUCCUAUGAUCGCUAUGUGGCCAUCUGUAAACCCCUCCAUUACCCCAUUAUUAUGUGUCCCAGGAUUUGUUUGCAUAUGGCAGUAGUUUCCUGGGUUGGGGGUGCUUUAAAUUCUCUAAUUCAAACAAUCUACACCAUGCAUUUCCCUGUUUGUGGCUCUAGGGAAAUUCACCAUUUUUUCUGUGAGAUGCCUGCUAUUUUAAAGCUCUCCUGUGAAGAUACCACAGAUUAUGAGAUGGGAAUAUUUGUGGUAAGCAUUGUAUUUAUUCUCCUUCCUUUUAGUCUCAUUGUGACUUCUUAUACCCUCAUCUUCCUCACUAUUCUUCACAUGAACUCUCCUGAAGGGAGGAACAAAGCCCUGGCCACCUGCUCCUCUCACUUGACUGUGGUGAGUCUCUACUUGGGACCAGGCAUUGUAGUUUAUAUGACACCUGGUUCUUCCCAUACCCCAGAGUUAACUCAAGGUCUCUCUGUAUUUUAUACCAUACUCACACCUAUGCUGAAUCCACUCAUCUACAGUCUGAGGAACAAGGAUGUUUUAGCAUCAUUAAGAAAGACUAUGACAAAGAAUCUCAUUUCCAAGUAA
This is a messenger RNA of Monodelphis domestica (gray short-tailed opossum), 939 nucleotides long. RefSeq names its product olfactory receptor 2T27-like. NCBI's taxonomy places the organism in Eukaryota, Metazoa, Chordata, Mammalia, Didelphimorphia, Didelphidae. Gene Ontology annotation, biological process: G protein-coupled receptor signaling pathway. Gene Ontology annotation, molecular function: olfactory receptor activity; G protein-coupled receptor activity. Gene Ontology annotation, cellular component: membrane. The record is from RefSeq and is a predicted model, not a curated record.